AAAGGAAAAAUCAUUAAUUUAAAGUUCAAAAUCACUACUGAGCAUACAAAGAAAAAGAAGCAGUAACUUACUCCGUCCAGCAGGGGGCACUAACAGCGGUCUGCUCUCUGUGUUCUGCAGCUCAAGCUAUGUUUUUAUCAUUAACGGUGGUCCUCACCUGCUGCUGAAGCUUAUUGAAGCUCGAUUUUGUUAUUUGAUUAGCCAAGAAGUCAGACUGAUAAUAUCCUAAAAAUAUAUUUCUUCCCGCAAUGCGUCAGAGGAAGGAGUCGUUUGACCAGCUGUAAUAGAGCCUGUAACAGACUUCCUAAACUGUAAGAGAGGCUGGCUACAGGAUGAAUCCACUUGAUUGGGAAGAUGCUCUCCAAAGACUGCCGAGAAGUCUGGACUCAAAUCACCAGAGUGGUGUUAAUAAAAGCACUGAAAGAGCCUCUAGGAACACUUACUGCCAGUACUCGAGACACACAGUUGACGAAGCACAUAGCAGCAUGGGAGUGAAUGUGGGAAGGAUGAAACUCAGUCCUCCCUCCCAUAACUUUUACAAUAAGGAGUCAGAAGUUGAGGACCCGGAUGGAGAAUCACUGGAGAUGGAUGAGGAGGAUCCAGAGCUGGCAAGAAAGAGGAAAGAGCUUAGAGAGCUGGAGGAGAAAAUAAUGCGCAAGAAAGUUGCCAUUGCUCUGAAAACAGUUGAACCAAUUGUGAAUAAGACAAUGUCACCUGGUUUUUCCUACAAUGAACAGUCAGCUACUUGCAAAAGUGCCAUGCUUAGAGACAGAGUGAAUGUAAUUUUGCAGCAACGACACUCUCUCAGCUUUCUGACAAAGUCAGCACAAGAGGGCAUAAACUCAUCCAGCGUGAGGGAAGGUGGUGUGCUGCUGGAAGAUCAUCCCCUGAAGCUCAGAGUGAAAGCACUGAUGAGGCAGAGGUGUAGUGACCCCUGUGUAUCGCCAACAAACAACAAGGUCCCUGAUGUCACACCGCUUCCUCCCAGCCAAAGUGUUACUUCACCAGCCCAGGAGGAGAGCAGCGUCAACGAGGGCUUUCAGCGCUUCCUCAGUGUGCUCAACAAAGGAGUGGACAUCGACUUGCUCAGUAAGAUUGUCAACGAUGACAGUGAGGGCCUUCCUUUAGGUGAGGAACUCCAGAACAUUCAGAGUCCUGUUGUGGAGAGCAAGUCACAUCUUCCCUUUAGGAGCGAGAGCCAGCAAUCCAACAGGGGAGCCCCGCUGCCCGGCUGCAGUCGGACUAACAGUGGAGAGCAGAGGACUGACCCGCCGAGUGGAGAACAACCCCACAAUGAGAGCCACUCACUGCCUGAUGAGGAGAAGAAAGAUAGAGGAGACCGCUUUUUUGGCUCGAGUAGUCAAUCAAAGUCUCCCCCAGCAGUGAAGAAGAACACGAAAGAAGAAAAUGUAAAACCAAAGGCAGAUGAGCAGCAUGAACAACUCCAGAACAUUCUUAAAACUCUUGGGUUGAGCCUGGAAGUGGAAGAGAUGAGCAAACUAGCAGACCGGACUCAGGAGAGGCUGUACGGUAAGAAGCACGAAGGCAGACAGAAGGCUGACAGCAGAGAGGAGCAGGAGAGUCAGCCAAGGGGCUCCCACAGACAUUACAGCAAGUCCUCCUCUUCUUCCUCCUCCUCCUCCUCCUCCUCCUCUUCCUCCUCAAGGUCAACCUCUAGAUGCUUUAGUCCCAGCCCCUCUCGCCAUCAACGCUCCCACAGUAGGGACCUCAGCCAUAGCCGAGAACGAGGCAGAGUGUCUGAACGCAGCCGCUCGAGAGACAGACACAGAGAUGUAGUUACUUGUCAAGAUGGCAGCCAGGACAGCAAAGAAGCACAGAGGCACAUGGACAAAGACAGUAAACAUUUCAAAGAAACUUCUUCUUUUCAACAUCCAUAUCCACAAACCCAAAUUUAUCCCUCCCACCAACCUCCUGCUUUCUCUGCAUUUCCAGAUUACAGUUUGGCUCAGUACUCUCAGCACACUGUCUACCACAAUGGCUCUUACAGUGGUGCCACAAAUUCUUACUGGACAUAUUCUCAGGAUGCCAUUCCUUCUCCCCUUCAUCCCAGCGGGCAUCCUUAUCCACAGAACACCUACCAUCACUUCCCUGGCCCUGUAAUGGCACCUAACAUGGUUUACCCUCAUUACCGUCCUUUUGAAGACAUAAACUUACUGGGGAAUCCAGACCUGUCUAAGAGUGAAGGCCAGAUUGGAUCAUCUUCUGGCCUCCGCUGCCUCCAGGUCAUCAGUACUAAGCAGUCAAACAAUCAGAGCUGUCUAAAGCAACUCACAAAGGGCCGUAAGAGGAAAGGGAAGUACGAAACUCAUUACCAUCCUUUUGAAGACAUAAACUUACUCGUGAAUCCAGACCUGUCUAAGAGUGAAGGCCAGAUUGGAUCAUCCUCUGGCCUUCGAUGCCUCCAGGUCAUCAGUAUAAAACAGACAAAGACGCAAACCAAGAAGAGGGCAAAGUACGAAAAAUGGUUGGCAAAUAAAAAAGAACAGAUAAAGAAAAAUAAACUGCAAAAACUGGCAGCAAAACAGAGUGAAGAAUCUGUGAAGAGGGUGGAGGAUCCACAGGGUAAGAAAGAGGACUCAGAAGCCGAGCAGUCAGAGGAGGAAAAACAGCGACCAACAAAGACGAGGUCCAGAAAAAGAAGAAAAUGGAGGGCAAGGAAAAGAGAGAAAAAAAGACUGGAAAAACUGGCAGCAAAACCGAGUGAAGAUUCUGUGAAGAGGGUGGAGACUCCACAGAGAAAGAAAGAGGACUCAGAAGCUGAGAAGUCAGAGGAGGAAAAACCGCAACCAACAGAGGAGGAAAUAAAGGCAAAUCUGAGAAAAAAGCUUGAAGCUUUUAACCAGAUGGUGAAGCAAAAAGUCACACAGCCAGCCAAUUCCUGAACCUGACAGACUGGUGAAGUUAAGGAACCUUAAGUAUCUGUGAAGAGUAUCUGUAAGACUGUCUUUGAACCUGCUGUGAGCACUGACUGACCAUGUGGACCUCCUAUUCAACAUUCAUUAUUCACACCUCAUUUCACUUGAGAUUUGUAGUGAAUCAUCGUUAAACACUAACAAGUAAAUGAUAUCUUCUUCAAAAGUACAUUUUUGUGCAUUAAUGGUUAUUGCUGGUUUGUAUUAAAUGUUUUACUCAUUUCAGCUCUACAUUUCUGUUAAUAUCACUACUUUGUAACUCUUGUUUCUAUUCAGCCUUCUUCGUUUGGCACUGUAUAAACUUGAUUAAGCAAAAUAUA
Thunnus maccoyii (southern bluefin tuna) is the source of this 3253-nucleotide messenger RNA. Its product is annotated as zinc finger protein 318-like. The transcript is spliced from 7 exons. Lineage: Eukaryota; Metazoa; Chordata; Actinopteri; Scombriformes; Scombridae. The record is from RefSeq and is a predicted model, not a curated record. Bases 333 to 2903 code for a protein of 856 amino acids.